AUGCUCCUCCCCACGCGCUUAUUCAACGUCACCGGCGCGUUCCUCUAUCCGGCGUACGCGAGCUAUAAGGCGCUCUCCCAGCGUCCCGCCCAGCCGGUCGAGCUGGAGCGCUGGCUCAUGUACUGGGCUCUCAUCGGCGCGUGGACCACCGCCGAGGGUGUCAUAGGCUGGUUCUUGGAAUGGAUCCCAUUCUACACCAUCUGCAAGACGCUCGUCUUCCUCUACCUCGCGCAGCCUGGAAACAGGCUCGGUCCCUACCUGUACUGCAACGGUCUUGCGCCCCUCUUCGCUGAGAACGAGGGCGAGAUCGAUGCCUUCCUCGGCAGCCUCUCUGGCCGAGCCACCAACGGUGCCCGCGGUGGCCUGUGGUGGAUCUGGGACCAGGCCAGGCGUGCUCUCGGGCUCUCGCAGGAACAGGCAUCGCAGCUGUCCAACGCCGCCGGUCUCCCGCAGCCCCCGGCUUAUCCUGGCAUCGGAGCCGGUCGUCCCGGCGCUGGCUUCCAGUCCGGUGCUGGUGCUGGUGUAGGUGGUGCCCCUGGUGCCCCUGGUGCCCCUGGCACCCCGGCGUACGCCCAGCAGGCAUUCGGCCUCGUCUCCAACCUCGCGACGCGAUACAUGCCCUCGGCCCUCGGCGCAGUGUAUGCGGCCGGAAACUCGUUCAACAACGCGGGUAACCCGGGAUCUGCACCAGGCUCGCGUUCCGUCUCGAGCUCGUCCACCUCGCCCUUCCCCGUCACGCCCGGCACUUCGUCGCUGUCCUCGUCGACCGCUACCGCCCGUGGCUUUGACCUCCCUCCCAUGCCCUCUGUCCCCUCGGGCGCUAUCGGCGUGUCCUCCUCCAGCAGCUCGCGCACUUUCUCGUACGCCACUGACGAGUCGGGGUUGACGGUCACGAGCCGUACCGAGGCCCGAAUGCGCACGUCGUCGCGCACUUCGUCGGACGGUUCGCUCUCUGGCGGCUCCAACUCGCUCGCCGCGUCCGGCUUUGCCGAGAUCCACCCUUCCGAGGCAGACGGGGCCGAGGGUCUUGUUCCGCACGCUCGCCAUUCGAGCUCGAGCUGGAUGCGCUGGUCCAAGGAGAAGGAGAAGGAGCAGUAA
Apiotrichum porosum is the source of this 1098-nucleotide messenger RNA. RefSeq lists its product as uncharacterized. The transcript has 4 exons. NCBI's taxonomy places the organism in Eukaryota, Fungi, Basidiomycota, Tremellomycetes, Trichosporonales, Trichosporonaceae. The coding region runs from base 1 to 1098 and encodes 365 amino acids. The record is from RefSeq and is a predicted model, not a curated record.